AUGGAUAAAGCGGCACGGCGCGCAGCGGCGAUGGGGGAGAAGAAGGAGGGCGGCGGCGGAGGGGACGCGGCGGCCGCCGAUGAGGGCGCCGGGGCUGCGGCCAGUCGGGCGCUGCAGCAGUGCGGGCAGCUCCAGAAGCUCAUCGACAUCUCCAUCGGCAGCCUGCGCGGGCUGCGCACCAAGUGCUCCGUGUCCAACGACCUCACCCAGCAGGAGAUUCGAACCCUGGAGGCGAAGUUGGUCCGCUACAUUUGCAAGCAGCGACAAUGCAAACUGAGCGUGGCUCCUAGCAAGAGGACCCCGGAGCUCAACAGCUACCCCCGCUUCAGCGACUGGCUGUACAUCUGUAAUGUGAGGCCGGAGGUGGUACAGGAGAUCCCCGGGGAGCUCACGUUGGAUGCCCUACUGGAAAUGAAUGAGGCCAAGGUCAAGGAGACGCUGAGGCGCUGUGGAGCCAGCCCCGAGGAAAGCAGUCGCCUGCAGUACGCCCUCACCUGCCUGCGGAAGGUGACAGGCUUGGGUGGGGAGCACAAAGAAGAUUCAGGCUGGAGUCCUUUGGAUGCCCGGCGGGAAAGUAGCUCAGGGACUUCUGUGGAUACACUCUCAACGGCCAACUUGCAGUGGCCCCUGGGCAGCUCCCAGCUGGGCAGGGUGGGCACCAGUGCCCAGGGCCCACGCUCCAUCUCCGUGUCAGCUCUGCCCACCUCAGACUCCUCAACCCCCAGCCCCUGCGAGGGCCUCUCAGACACCUGUCUCCCCAUGCACCCCAGCGGCCGGCUGACCCCCCGCACCCUGCACAGCUUCAUCACGCCCCCAACCACGCCACAAAUGCGCCGCCACACCAAGCUGAAGCCGCCUCGGACGCCGCCUCCGCCCAGCCGCAAAGUCUUCCAGCUGCUGCCCAGUUUCCCCACACUCACCCGGAGCAAGUCCCAUGAGUCCCAACUGGGCAACCGCAUCGAUGAAGUGACCCCAAUGAGGUUUGAUCUCCCACAAGGAUCCCCACAGAUGGUACGAAGGGACAUCGGGCUCUCUGUGACGCACAGGUUCUCCACCAAAUCCUGGCUGUCCCAGGUCUGCCACGUGUGCCAGAAGAGCAUGAUGUUUGGCGUGAAAUGCAAGCACUGCAGGUUGAAGUGUCACAACAAGUGCACAAAAGAAGCCCCCGCCUGUCGGAUAUCCUUCCUCCCAUUGCCUAGACUCCGGAGGACAGAAUCAGUCCCUUCAGACAUCAACAACCCUGUGGACAGAGCAGCCGAAUCCCAUCCCUAUUUCGGAACCCUUCCCAAAGCACUAACAAAGAAGGAGCACCCUCCAGCCAUGAACCACCUGGACUCCAGCAGCAACCCAUCUUCCACCACGUCCUCCACGCCCUCCUCGCCGGCACCCUUCCUGACGUCUUCCAACCCAUCCAGUGCGACCACGCCCCCCAACCCCUCACCUGGCCAGCGGGACAACAGGUUCAACUUUCCAGCUGCCUACUUCAUUCAUCAUAGACAGCAGUUUAUCUUCCCAGAUAUUUCUUCCUGCUCACUGGCAGCCCCGCCCCCAGAUGCAGCAGACAGUCCCCGGCUCAACGACCAUCCAAAAGCAAACAUGUUGGAGGAUCACGAGGCGGAGGCCGAGGAGCCAGAGGCUGGCAAGUCGGACGCAGAAGAUGAUGAGGACGAGGUGGACGACCUGCCGAGCUCCUGCCGGACCUGGCGGGGUCCCAUCUCGCGCAAGGCCAGCCAGACCAGCGUGUACUUGCAGGAGUGGGACAUCCCCUUUGAGCAAGUGGAACUGGGCGAGCCCAUCGGGCAGGGCCGCUGGGGCCGGGUGCACCGUGGCCGCUGGCACGGCGAGGUGGCCAUCCGCCUGCUGGAGAUGGACGGGCACAACCAGGACCAUCUGAAGCUGUUCAAGAAGGAGGUGAUGAACUACCGGCAGACCCGGCACGAGAACGUGGUGCUCUUCAUGGGGGCCUGCAUGAACCCGCCACACCUGGCCAUCAUCACGAGCUUCUGCAAGGGGCGGACAUUGCACUCGUUUGUGAGGGACCCCAAGACGUCCUUGGACAUCAACAAGACGAGGCAGAUUGCUCAGGAGAUCAUCAAGGGCAUGGGAUACCUCCAUGCCAAGGGCAUCGUACACAAAGAUCUCAAAUCCAAGAACGUCUUCUAUGACAAUGGCAAAGUGGUCAUCACAGACUUCGGGCUGUUUGGGAUCUCAGGCGUGGUCCGAGAGGAACGGCGUGAGAACCAGCUGAAACUGUCACACGAUUGGCUGUGCUAUUUGGCCCCUGAAAUUGUACGUGAGAUGACCCCAGGGAAGGAUGAGGACAAGCUGCCGUUCUCCAAAGCCGCUGAUGUCUAUGCAUUUGGGACUAUCUGGUAUGAGCUACAGGCAAGAGACUGGCCUUUUAAGAACCAAGCUGCAGAAGCCAUGAUCUGGCAGAUUGGAAGUGGGGAAGGAAUGAAGCGAGUCCUGGCCUCCAUCAGCCUGGGGAAGGAAGUCACUGAGAUCCUGUCUGCCUGUUGGGCAUUCGACCUGCAGGAGAGGCCCAGCUUCCCUCUGCUGAUGGAAAUGCUGGAGAAACUGCCCAAGCUGAACCGGCGCCUCUCCCACCCCGGGCAUUUCUGGAAGUCAGCCGAGUAA
Elephantulus edwardii (Cape elephant shrew) is the source of this 2637-nucleotide messenger RNA. It is a transcript of the gene KSR1, whose product is annotated as kinase suppressor of ras 1. Gene Ontology annotation, biological process: protein phosphorylation. The record is from RefSeq and is a predicted model, not a curated record. The transcript has 19 exons. Bases 1 to 2637 code for a protein of 878 amino acids. NCBI's taxonomy places the organism in Eukaryota, Metazoa, Chordata, Mammalia, Macroscelidea, Macroscelididae. Gene Ontology annotation, molecular function: ATP binding; protein kinase activity.